UGCUGUUUAUUCUCAAUGAAGACACUGCCUGAGGCUACGGACUUAGGUGUGCCUCCUUGGAGUGCUUUCUCUGGUGUUUUUCUGUCUCUGCUCUCUGUGUGCUGAGCAAUUUUGUGCUGGGAGGGAGUGUGAGUGUGUAGCGAGCGCAUGUAAAGGAGCAUGAGCAAGAAACGGAGCGGGUGAUGACGGCUGAAGCGAUGCUCUCAGCUCCUUUCUGCAUGAUUUAUUGUGGAGGUUCCUGGAGCUGAAUGGAGAAAGAGAGAAUCCUGUGUGUACUUUGGGGAAAGUGAGAGAAAUAGGGAGAUCUACAAGGAAAAAAAGAAGAAAAGAAAAAAACAGCUUGAGUGAAGUGUAGAGGAGUUGAAAUAGCAACAUCUAACAAGAGUCAGAUGACUCCUAUUAGACAGAGUAGGAGGUAGAAAGGGGUUGGAGAAGGGAGGUUGUGUUUACAGAGUACAGAGAGAGAAGUGUGUUUCUUUUUCUUGCACAAAGCAGGUGUGACUGUGCUGACGAAGCCUCCUCUUAGUGUGUCAGUAGCACUCAGCGCACACGCAAAGGAUUGCUCCAGUGCCAGAAACCGAGAGAGACAGAGCACUGCUGGAAGGUAGCUUGUUCACUGGACUGAAAAUCAACCUGCAUGACAUAAUUUUAACAGAAAAAGAAUCAGCGAGGACGGCACAGAGACUCCGAAAAGAAAUUGCACCAGGUCCGUCAGCCACAUCCAUCAACAUGUCAUCAAACGAGCUGAGUGCCCCAGACCCAGAGCCCUGCAUCCGCACCUUCAAGGAGCACAUGCGUCUGGAACUGGAGCCUCCCAGACUCAUUACAUCUCCGAAAGUGUCCCCACGCAGCUCCCCGCGUCUCUUCCGCAGACUCAUGGUCAACAAGGGUGGCCGCCACCGACGACGCUUCACUGUCGCACACACCUGUUUCGAUGUGGAGAAUGGGCCGUCUGCAGGAUGCAGUCCUCUGGAUCCACAGGCCUCCCCUGGCUCGGGGCUCAUCCUGCACCCAAACUUCUCCCAAACCGGACACAACCAGCGGCGGGAGUCCUUCCUGUACCGCUCAGACAGCGACUACGACCUCUCGCCCAAAUCAAUGUCCCGCAACUCCUCUGUCGCCUCAGAGCUACAUGGGGAUGACCUAAUCGUCACGCCUUUUGCUCAGGUUCUGGCUAGCCUUCGAAGUGUCAGAAACAAUUUCACCGUCCUGACUAAUGUACAAUGUACAUCAAACAAGAGAUCACCGGCUACCACGCAGCCCUCCCUCACCAGAGUCUGCCUGUCUGACGAGUCGUACCAGAAGCUGGCUGUGGAGACCAUGGAGGAGCUGGACUGGUGCCUGGAUCAGCUCGAGACCAUCCAGACCUACAGGUCCGUCAGUGACAUGGCCUCCAACAAGUUCAAGAGAAUGCUGAACAGGGAGCUGACGCACCUUUCCGAGAUGAGCAGAUCUGGCAACCAGGUGUCAGAGUUCAUCUCCAACACCUUCCUAGACAAACAGAAUGAGGUGGAGAUUCCUCCUCCCACACCGAAAGCCCGGGAGAAGAAGAAGAAGCAGCAGCUGAUGACUCAGAUCAGCGGUGUGAAGAAGGUGUCUCAUGGGCCCAGCCUCAACAGCGGCAUCACCCGCUUCGGUGUCAAAACCGACAAGGAAGAGCUGCUGUCUAAGGAAUUAGAAGAUCUGAACAAGUGGGGCCUGAAUAUCUUUACCGUGUCCGAAUAUUCCAACAAUCGUCCUCUAACGUGCAUCAUGUAUGCCAUCUUCCAGGAACGAGACUUGCUCAAGACGUUUAAGAUCCCAACAGACACAUUUGUGACGUAUAUGAUGACGCUGGAGGAUCACUACCACUUGGAUGUAGCUUACCACAACAGUCUUCAUGCUGCUGAUGUGGCCCAGUCCACGCAUAUUCUCCUCUCCACACCUGCACUAGAUGCAGUCUUUACUGAUCUGGAGAUCCUGGCUGCCAUUUUUGCAGCAGCCAUCCAUGAUGUGGAUCAUCCAGGUGUUUCCAACCAGUUCCUCAUCAACACAAACUCUGAGCUGGCUCUCAUGUAUAAUGAUGAGUCAGUGCUGGAGAACCACCACCUAGCUGUAGGCUUCAAGCUCCUUCAGGAGGAGAAUUGUGAUAUCUUCCAGAACCUCACAAAGAAACAGAGGCAAUCACUCAGGAAGAUGGUCAUCGACAUGGUACUUGCCACAGAUAUGUCUAAACAUAUGAGCUUACUAGCCGACCUGAAGACGAUGGUGGAGACAAAGAAAGUUACCAGUUCAGGGGUGCUGCUUCUGGACAACUACACGGACAGGAUACAGGUUCUUCGAAAUAUGGUGCACUGUGCUGACCUGAGCAACCCCACCAAGUCUCUGGAGCUUUACCGACAGUGGACGGACCGCAUCAUGGAGGAGUUCUUCCACCAGGGCGACCGGGAGAGAGAGCGUGGCAUGGAGAUCAGCCCCAUGUGCGACAAACACACAGCUUCCGUGGAAAAAUCCCAGGUUGGUUUUAUUGACUAUAUUGUCCACCCGCUGUGGGAGACCUGGGCUGACCUGGUCCACCCUGAUGCGCAGGACAUCCUGGACACACUGGAGGACAAUCGGAACUGGUACCAGAGCAUGAUUCCUCAGAGUCCCUCUCCACCCUUCUACCAACCUGAAAAAGAGGGACAUGUUGGCGGACCAGUGGCUGACAAGUUCCAAUUUGAGCUCACCCUGGAGGAAGAGGACUCAGAAGGCACAGAAAAAGAUGAACAGAGUCAGGGAGAUGAGGAGGAAGAGGAGGAGGAAGAGGCAGAGGAGGAAGAUCGAGAGGAGGAGAUGGAGCCGGCAACCACACACAUCCAGAUCGUAACUGAAGACGCCUCACCAGUGGAUACAUAGGACCUCUUAGCCUAUUUUAAUGGCGAGUUACCAUUUUUUUCCCUCGCAACCUGGCAGUUGAUGCUUUUUAACAAAGCCCAGAGAGAGAGCAUUUUUUGGCCCUCUUGGGAGGAGCAUGACUGGCCCUCCUUGCACUUAAGUUUGGAGCCAGUUGGGUUGGAGCUCUCAGGAAAUAAAUGCUGCAGACAUUUUUUUUUUGAGCUGAGUGACUGACGGGUGACUCUGAGAUACAGGAAGGAUUGGGGCCAAUCAUAGACUUGUGUUUGUCUAGUAGGCGAACAUUUGUGGAGUUGACACUACUGAGAGAUUUUUUGUACCAAGUGACUUAUUUUCUAAAGCUAUCGGAAUAAGUCGGGGUAGCAUACGAACUACUGAUGAUCAAGUAUUUGUAAAGAAAGAAACUGUUUACUUUUCUGUACCAUUUGUCUAAAGACUUUGUGUGCCUUUUUUACUAUUGUCUUUUUAAUGGUCUUUUUUAUUUAUUGAACACACUUUAGUAUAACUGUACAUGGAACUGUUUUUUUUCUAAAGGCAAACCAGACAGCUUACACGAGAGUUGUUUUCUAUAAACUGAAGAGAAAACUCAGUGUCUUCCUUUAUAUUUGGCAAUAGAACGAAAUAAUCCAAAUGUCUGAAUAUUGCAGUCAAAGAUGCACUUUGUCAUUUUUUUUUUUUUUUUUUACUCGUCCAGUUCUUUUGGUCUUGUUUAGUUGUAAAUUUGCUAUGAGAUCGUUUUGUAUAUACAUACAAUUCACAAUAAGCAUUUAAGCAUAAUGACAAUUUGAAAUUUGGCAAAUCUAAACCAAAUGCACUUAGACAACUUAGACUUACAAAGCUCCUAUAUAUACUGGUUGGAUAUAAGCAGACUGAAGCUAUAUUCAGAUUUUCUCGAUAGAAAUUCCCCCCAGUUCUUUGUAGAAGACAAGGUCAAACAAUUUCCUUCAGCUUCCAUUCAUUAAAGUCAGUUCUCACAGAAAGCAUUUUUCAAUGAAUUUCUCACAGAAGACAUUUUCUGUGGGUAAGGCUAUCAUGAUUUAAUUUGUGAAUCUCUCUAGGAAAAAAAAUAGUAGAAAUUAGUAAAAAAAAAAAAAACAAAAAAAAAACAGUUCUAUCUUUAAACAUUUGAACUCAAAUUCAGUUUAAAGCAUAAAGCUUCUUUACACCUGCAUUAGACCAUUCAAUUAGACCACAUUAUACAUGUUAUCGUCCUGUUUAUCACCAAUAGGUAUAUUUUAUGGCCAAAGUAGCAUGAGUGUGUGUGUGUGUGUGUGUGUCUAUCUUUCUCUUCUAUCAUCUACCCAUGCUUUUUUACACACCUCCUCUGUUUGGUUUGUUCAUAUUAGCUGAAGUCGGUCCUUUGCUGUUUAUAACAGUGUAUUUAUUACCUUUGUAAAUACGGAAUGAUGUUUCUUUGUAAAUUUAUUUUUAAUUUAUAUGCACUUGCAUUACCGAAAUUUGGUGGUGUUUUUUGUGUAGUGGGCUCUUGGAUUGAGUCUGUUAUAUUUUGUAAUAUUGUUUUUUUUUUGUUUUUUUGUUUUAAAUAUUGCUGAAUAAAUAUAUAUAUUAUACUAUAUAUGCUAUAUAAAUAUAUCGCACAAUAUACAACUGCCCAGAAAAGUAGCUUAAAGACACACAACCCAAUGGUUACCGGGAGAGCCUGUAGAUAAGACACACAAACAUACUGUAGACAUCCAUCAGGCAUUAGAAGCUUUUAGUAUCACUGUUUGGUGCAACAUUGAAAAUUUGAUACCACGAGAUCACAGACAAAGUGGCACUCGGCUCGAAACCUCUGCAGAAUUAUGAAUGCAGAUUGCUAUGAAUGGCUCAGAAAUAUUUAUACGAUGCUGGACUCUUAUUCCACACAUAUUGGUCACAAAUAUCACAAUCUCUGAACACCAAUGUGAAAUUGAUAUGAAUUACAAAAAAUGUGAUCUUCUGUAAUUAUUUGUGCUAAUGUGAAAUAUUUUUCUGACCUUGUUAGCAGUUUUGAAAUUCAAUUUGUCAGUAUAACUUUGUUAAUCUAUGUUUAAGAUCUUUUGGUCCAAUUUGUGUCCAAAAGGAUUAGUCAGAGUUAGUAAUAUCUGCAUGAGGGAUGGGUUUUUCGUCUAGUAAUCCCACAUUGUUGCAGGUGAAUAUUUAAUGUUUCACACAAUGUAUGGUAUAAUAUUGUAUAUUGUGUUCAAUAAAAUCUAAAACUACUUUUCUAUGAAGUGAUUAAAAAUGACGCAUGAAUAUA
Messenger RNA from Pangasianodon hypophthalmus (striped catfish), 5113 nucleotides. It is a transcript of the gene pde4ba, whose product is annotated as phosphodiesterase 4B, cAMP-specific a. The record is from RefSeq and is a predicted model, not a curated record. The transcript is spliced from 15 exons. Gene Ontology annotation, molecular function: transmembrane transporter binding; 3',5'-cyclic-AMP phosphodiesterase activity. Gene Ontology annotation, biological process: signal transduction. NCBI's taxonomy places the organism in Eukaryota, Metazoa, Chordata, Actinopteri, Siluriformes, Pangasiidae. Bases 730 to 2877 code for a protein of 715 amino acids. Gene Ontology annotation, cellular component: cytosol; perinuclear region of cytoplasm; nucleus.